Molecule: messenger RNA, 648 nt
Organism: Dermacentor andersoni
Lineage: Eukaryota; Metazoa; Arthropoda; Arachnida; Ixodida; Ixodidae
Product: cystatin-2-like
Cellular component (GO): cytoplasm; vesicle
Molecular function (GO): cysteine-type endopeptidase inhibitor activity
Source: RefSeq, a predicted model, not a curated record
CUGCGGUGUUUCUCUGAGGACCAUUCUCGAGGACACUUGUCUGUCGCUUGCACCCUACGGCGUCCGCUCAGUAGAAACCCUUCUUCUGCCAGUGACUCUGGAACGCACGGAAACCAUGACUUCGUCAACCAUCGCCUUGUUCGGGCUCCUGGUGGCUCUGUCGGCCAUCAUUGCGUGCAGCGAAGGGCAGAUACCCGUGUUUGGUGGCUGGCAGAAGCGUAAUGUCGGCGAUGACGCGAUCUACGAGGAGUUGGCACAUUUUGCUGUCUCCAAGCAAGUUCGAAACCGGCAGUUUUACGACACCGUGCUCGAGCUUGUCGACGUCGAGACCCAGGUAGUAGCUGGUACGAACUACCGAAUCAAGUUCAAGAUAACUGAAUCGACCUGCAGAGUUACGGAGGCUUACAGCAAGACGGCAUGUGUACCCAAGUCCCGAGAGACUGUCAAGGACGUCUGCACUGCGCAGAUCAUUGUUCCUUUGAACAACGAGCGCUCACUGACCUCGUUUACCUGCGAAGGCUCUACUGCUACCGCAUAGUAACUGAUACACGUUGCCAAUUCUGCUUAUAUUGCGAGUAUACUCACUUAUAUGGAAGUCGGUGUUCAAGCUUGCCGCUGGUCAUCGAAAUAAAUGUUUUAGAAGGUGUU